Messenger RNA from Eucalyptus grandis, 1688 nucleotides. Its product is annotated as disease resistance protein RUN1-like. The coding region runs from base 3 to 1658 and encodes 551 amino acids. The record is from RefSeq and is a predicted model, not a curated record. NCBI's taxonomy places the organism in Eukaryota, Viridiplantae, Streptophyta, Magnoliopsida, Myrtales, Myrtaceae. The transcript is spliced from 2 exons. Gene Ontology annotation, molecular function: protein binding.
UGAUGAAUUUGUGUCUUGAGAAAUUAGUCGUGCUCAAGCUUUCGGGAAUUAACAUUACUGAAGGUUGGGCCGGAUGGAGGUCAUGCCUGAUGAGCAAGGACUUGAAAGUUAUAGAAAUCAAUUCUUACCCAGGCUUAAAAAGGACUCCCGACUUCUCGAAAUGUUUGAAUUUGAAGAGAUUGGUUAUUAAACAGAUUACAAACUUGCUAGUAAUUGAUGGCUCUCUCUCUAAACUAGAGCACUUGAAGCACUUCGAAAUCAUCUUUUGUGAAUCCCCGAAGAGGGAUGGUUGCGAACUUUAUCCGGUGCCUUUUGUAUUAGGUAGUCUAAAAUCAAUGUCAAAGCUAGGAAUGAGAGGGAUGCACCUUCAAGAACUUCAUCAUUCCAUUGGACAAAUGACGCGUCUAGAGUAUUUGUCUUUAGAUUAUUGUUCUUUUCUUAAAACACUUCCAAACUCCAUUGGAGAUCUUAAAAUGUUGAGGUGGAUAAGUCUUAUUGGAACUUCAAUAAAGAAGCUACCAAGAACAAUGGGAAAAUUAGUGUCUCUGCUUGAACUAGAUUUGAGCAUGACGAAAAUCAAAAAAUUACCUACUUCUAUUAGAAAUCUCAAACGGUUGGAGAUUUUAAGUCUAAACAAUUGUGCAAUUAGAGAGCUACCAAAAGCCAUAGGGAUGCUAGAGAAUCUUACAGCUCUAUAUGCUAGCUUCUGUGAAAAUAUGGAGGGAGAAAUUCCAACUGAAAUUGGGGGUCUAUCCUUUUUAACGAAGCUAGGGCUGACAAAGAGCAAGAUUCAGAGGUUGCCCGCAACUAUGAAUAAGCUUUCUCAUCUCCAACAACUUCUUCUGGAUCAAUGUGAUGAACUUAAACAGUUGCCAGAGCUCCCUGUGAGUUUGAAGGAGUUAAAGAUCUCAUCUCAUUUAUUGUGGACAGCUCUUGACCUUUCAUACCUGACUAACUUAGUCGAUCUUCAUAUACGGGGCGACACUCCUAGGUUGUCAGAAUUUAGACAAGGAGUUCCAAAGAUAGAGUGGAUCGAAGGAUUAUCUUAUUUGGAGAGAUUGACACUUGUCAUUGGAGAUGACACAUGUCCUUCGAUUAAUUUGGCUACUCUUUCGCGGCUUCAGAUUCUUGAGAUAACUUGUGUUGACUCGCGAUCUCUAGUCGGGCUUCCAUCCAGUCUUAUAGAAUUGACUCUACGUGAUGUGAAGUCACCCAUGGGAAGGUCAGUCUUUUCCAAUUUGACAAAUCUGUCCCAUUUGUGCCUUCUUAAUUGCCAGUUGAGGGAAGUCGAAUUUGAUGAUGUGCUUGGACAGCAACUGAAGAAACUCCGUAGUUUGUAUUUGAGGGAUACUGCAAUGCUUGAGAGACUUUUGGUAUCGAGAUUAGAGGGCCUCCGAGUGUUGAGUAUGAAUGGUUGCCCUAGGCUAAUGGAGACUCGAGGUCUGGAGAAAUUAGAAUCAUUAGAUUCAUUGGUUUUUUUGGGAUGCGGUUCCUUGAAAGAGUUGCCAGAUUUAUCAAAAUUAAAGAAGCUGUGGCAAUUGGUUGUGCCAAAUCAUCUUCCGGAAAAGUUGUUUUAUCCCCGUCUUCCGGACACGUGGGAAGGCCAGAAUUCAUAUUCUAGAAAGAGAAUAGUUAUCUCCUCCCCUUACACUCGGUAAAAGUUCCUUUGGUUUCUUCUUCCUCUAUAC